Molecule: messenger RNA, 1428 nt
Organism: Triticum aestivum (bread wheat)
Lineage: Eukaryota; Viridiplantae; Streptophyta; Magnoliopsida; Poales; Poaceae
Exons: 2
Coding region: 266-829 (187 amino acids)
Source: RefSeq, a predicted model, not a curated record
CCUGUCUCGUCCUCGACGGCGACCCAGGGUGACACCGUCUUGGGCGUGGCAGCGCCGGCGAUCGAUGGAGCCGCGGCUUCGCGAACCAGGGGAGUUCCCUCCCGAGUACGUGACAAAUGGAGAAGACACUCAGUUGUUUUCAGUUGAGUUUUAGCACAAUGGGAUAUUCAUAGGGCAGGGUACAACUACAAACAGAUCAUAUACAAAUAUUGGAUGUACACAUGAUGCUUUCGACUACUGCCAUGUUGAUACAUGGUCAUUGGGCAUGAUGAAGUACUGUUUGUCCAGGUUGGAUUAUGAUCCCACUGAUCCAUUGGUCAAAGUGUAUUGGGUUUUGCCAGGGAAAGAUAUUAUGGAUGGCCUUGUCUGUGUGGACACUGAGGAAGCAAUUGCUGCUAUGGUCACUGCAAGCAAAGAAGCUAAAACAUUGGAUGUAAUAGUGGACGAGGAAAACAAAAUAAGGACUUUGUAUGGCGACGAUGUCAUACUCAAUAGAUGCCCAACACUACCUAGAAAAUUCCCAAGGUCUGGUCAGUUUGGAGAAGGGACUUCUGGUUCAUAUGCAGAGGGGGCGAGGGAAGAGGAGGAAACAGGGGAGGAGGAGGAAGCAGGGGAAUCAGGGGAAGCAGAAGAUGCACAGACCGACUCGGACUUUUAUGAGAGUGACUUUGACUGCGAAGAUGGGGAUGAUGAUCUGUUUGCUGAGAAUGUCAAUAUACCAGUACGCUAUCAGUGGAUUUCACUCAAACUACGUGUUAUAUCUCUUUUCUACGCUGAGGACGCGACCUCACUACAGCCUUCCACGGCCGCGUACUCCAGUUUUCAGUGAGCACUGCAGCAAGCAAGGAGGCCACCCGGCGUUUCGUCUGCGACGCACGUCCAACAAGAGAGGAAGCUAUACUAGCGCUGCACGUCCAUGUUACGGCCGCACACUCUGACCGUGUGUGUAGGGUGGCGGCACACCACGAGGCGGCGCGUGACACAUAUAUGGCGCGCCAACAGUUUGACCAGCAGCUGAGGAGUAUUAUUUGUAACUGAAGACUGAGAAGGAUUCUACAUGUAGCGACUUGGUGUAAUCAGAACAAAGCAGGAGAUGCGCCGGCGAUGCAUCGGGUUGAAGCCGACACUUUGAAAGUGUCAGACAGCUCGUCACCGCGGGCACGAACUCACGCGAUGGGUGAGGAAAACAUAGCGACUCGGGACGCGACCAUGACUGGUCGGGGAUGGCUCGCGACGACAAGGCCGGCUCAACCCGGCGGGUCGACAAGAUGCUUCCGCGGCAGCGGCGAGUUGGAGAGGCACGGCCGUGGCCGAUUCAGGCACGAGAGCUGGAACCGGAGCGGGUUUGGCCGGGGCCGGUCGAAUUGGUGGAGCCGGCGCGCACGCGGCCGCAGGAGCUGGAGAGGCGCGCGGCCCGCUGCGGGUACA